AUGAUAAAGCAAUUCCUUGGACGGCUCCCCAAGAAGCCGUCCAAAUCCGGAGAUAAGGAUCCUAUUGGCCGGUCCAGCCCCUCGGUGUCGCACCCGCCAUUGGGUCCGAGAGCUGGAGACAGGGCCGCCAACUUGAGUAUCUAUCCACCGGUUAUCUCCAGCUCUGGGCUCAGUUAUGGGAGUGGCAUGCAUGUUGGCAAUGCAAAUACGAGGGCACACGUGAAUGGUGAUUCAGCCACAUCAGCAUUUCUGUCGUUACCGAGCUUUAAGGAUGUGCCCAACACAGAGAAACAGAGCUUGUUCAUCAAGAAGCUGAACUUGUGCUGCAUCCAAUUUGACUUCACUGAUCCAACAAAGAACAUAAAGGAGAAGGAGAUAAAGAGACAAACUUUGGUGGAGCUCGUUGACUAUAUUGCUUCGGCCACUGGGAAAUUUUCUGAGGCAAGCAUGCAAGAGAUCACAAAAAUGGUUUCUGCAAACCUAUUCAGGACACUGAGUACUCCUCUCAGAGAGAACAAAGUGGACGUCUUUGAUCUGGAUGAGGAGGAGCCUGUCAUGGACCCUUCAUGGCCACACCUGCAGAUUGUUUAUGAGUUGUUCUUGAGAUUCAUUCAGUCUCAAGAGACUGAUGCCAAGUUUGCUAAACGGUACAUUGAUCAUUCGUUUGUUCUGAGGCUACUUGACCUCUUUGAUUCAGAAGACCCUAGGGAGAGAGAGUACCUCAAGAUGAUACUUCACCGUGUCUAUGGAAAGUUCAUGGUUCAUCGGCCCCAUAUUCGGAAAGCCAUUAACAACAUUUUCUAUCAGUUUAUCUAUGAAACUGAAAAACACAAUGGAAUCGCAGAGAUAUUGGAGAUUUUGGGAAGUAUCAUCAAUGGGUUUGCAUUGCCACUUAAGGAAGAGCAUAAAUUGUUCCUUGUUCGAGCUUUAAUUCCACUUCACAAGCCAAAGUGCAUUGCGAUGUAUCAUCAGCAAUUGUCUUACUGCAUCACCCAGUUUGUCGAAAAGGAUUGCAAACUUGCAGAUACAGUUAUCAGAGGCCUGUUAAAAUAUUGGCCCAUCACUAAUAGCUCCAAGGAGGUGUUGUUUCUGGGGGAGUUGGAAGAGAUAUUGGAAGCUACGCAACCUGCAGAGUUUCAGAAAUGCAUGGUCCCUCUCUUCCGCCAGAUUGCACGGUGCCUGAAUAGCUCACACUUUCAGGUUGCUGAGCGGGCGUUAUUUUUGUGGAACAACGACCAUAUCGAGAGUCUGAUCAAACAAAAUAGUAGGGUUAUACUACCUAUCAUCUUUCCUGCACUGGAGAAAAAUACCAGCAGGCACUGGAACCAAGCUGUGCAAAGCCUUACUCUAAAUGUUCGAAAACUGUUCUCUGACCAUGACCCUGGUCUAUUCACUGAGUGUCUGGGGAAAUAUGAGGAAGAGAAAGUGAAAGAGGAGGAGGUUAAGUUGAAACAAGAAGCCACAUGGAAGCGCCUUGAGGAGAUUAAGUCAACGAAAGCGACAAGCGGUGCAGCAGUUCUCGCCUCUCGACCCAGACCCUUGUCCCGUCAAUCUUCAGCCGUGUAG
Molecule: messenger RNA, 1566 nt
Organism: Miscanthus lutarioriparius
Lineage: Eukaryota; Viridiplantae; Streptophyta; Magnoliopsida; Poales; Poaceae
Source: the annotation of a GenBank genome assembly